AUGCUUCUUAUUCACCCUUCCAGCUGUUGCGAUGUCUGUCUGGAAUCCUAUAACUGGGACAUCACGACGCAGAUGCCUCAUGUAAUACCCUGUGGCCAUAUUUUCUGUAAAAUUUGUCUGGAGUCGAUGACAUCCCCGAAUUGCCCGUUAUGCCGCAAGGCCUUCUCCCACAAUGGCAUAGUGAAGCUUCACAUCGAUCGUCCGCUAACGUCAGGUCAGUGUCUACAAGAGGUUGAGCUACUGCAGAGGCUUUCCGCAGAAGAAGAAAAGCGUCAGGCAGAUUUCGAAGCAGCUGCGGAACAGAGCAAGCAACGCAAGCGGGAGCUACAAGAAGCUUUGGAAAGGGCAUGGCUUCGACAACAGAGUGAGGAAGAGACGGAGGUCCAGAGACAACAGCCAGCAGGUGCUGCUGCUCCCCCGGCCGUCCGCGCAGAAAUGUCCGCUAGGCGACUACUCUUGGAAGACUUUCCCCUUCCUCCCAUCAGCGGUGCUGUCGGUGCCGCAGCCAUACAACCAUUUAUCUUUAGGCCAGCUACACGAUCUAGCCAGGGACCAAGGCAGGAUCCAGGUCUUGCUAGUCUAGCAUAUAAUGCUAGAGCACCAUCGAGACCAUCAGGAUUAGCCUUACUUCGGCCAAGAUCUCCUUAUCCCAGGUCGCUAACCCUUGUCGAUGAUAGCCCCCCUAUCAUCCGUCGGAUUGGUGAGCGAAAUCUCAGCAGUAUUCAGCAGCCACUAAUGGGCGUUCCAAAGAUCUCGUGA
Messenger RNA from Laccaria bicolor S238N-H82, 759 nucleotides. RefSeq lists its product as uncharacterized. Gene Ontology annotation, cellular component: nucleus; site of double-strand break. Gene Ontology annotation, biological process: double-strand break repair. The transcript is spliced from 2 exons. Bases 1 to 759 code for a protein of 252 amino acids. Lineage: Eukaryota; Fungi; Basidiomycota; Agaricomycetes; Agaricales; Hydnangiaceae. Gene Ontology annotation, molecular function: ubiquitin-protein transferase activity; nucleosome binding. The record is from RefSeq and is a predicted model, not a curated record.